GGCAAACGGACGAGGAGGGCCGCGCUCACGCUGUGCAUAACGUGAUUGCCUUGUUUCAUUAAUGUUUUAAAUGGCAAGAAAAGUUGUUUAUUGAUCGUAUUGGUCGAUAUUGUGCUCUAGCUGUUGUUCAUUUGCUUUUUUGGUUUGAGUCCAAGUGUUUGGUUUGGCGUAAACAGCAGACGACAAUGAAAUAAACUCGACCUUUUCUUCCAAACAAAAAAUAGCUAAUCGGGCACUUGUGUUGCAGACGAUUCAUUAAAUUUCAGAAAAAAGUGGGAAACCCAGUAGCUAAAAGAGAAAGAAAUGAGGCUGAGGAAUUGCUUCAGUGUGUUGGUGUUGUUUCAUUUGAAGGCCGUCCUAAUGGCGUCGUCGCUGGUGACGUUAACGUUGACACAGGAUGACGACGGGGCCGUUCCGCCAUCCGGUCGAUACUUAUUGGCUCCCAACGAACCACCGGAUGACCUAAACAACAAUCUGGUCCGUCAACAGCAUCGACUCGUUCAUCCGACUUUUGUGGCGACAGCCUCGAGCGUCGUUCGUCCCAACACGGUGUAUCGGGUGAACGUCGUCGUCUUGCCCGCAUCGCCUGAUCUCAUCUUGAAGGCGAUGAUCAUUAAGGGGCGUGGCCAUCAAAUCGCAUCCGCCACAGACGUCGCCGAUGCUGGAUCCAGUCACGAUCUCUUAUUAAAGAUUCCUGCUUCUAUUACUGAUGGCGAUUAUCGUCUUAAAUUGGAGGGUUACGAUCCGCAGCAUCCGCAAAAAGCUCUUUUCUUCAGAGAGGGUCGUCUCAACUUCCGUCCAGAUUUCCUUUCCAUCGUGGUCCAAUCGAACCGUAAAAUCUUUCGCAACGGAAUGAACGUUCGAUUUCGGGUCAUCCUAACGCAAAUGAAUUUGAAACCUUACUCGGAUCCCAUUACCGUUUUUAUACUGAAUCCGCAGGGAUUUGUUAUGCGUCGCUGGCCGUCGCGUAAUCCAACCAACGGUGUGGUGACGUUGACUUAUGAAUUACCUUCCUAUCCACCGAUGGGCAACUGGACGAUCCGCGUUGAGGCCAUGUUACAAGUGUACGAGCACAAAGUCAUCGUGGAACGUUACUACAUUCCGUUUUUCGAAGUGAUUCCCUUUGCGCCGGCCUACGUUCUCGAUUCGGACGAUACUUACACGGCCGGCGUGACCACUUCGUUUCACAGGGCUCGUGUUGCCAAUGGCAACACGACCGUCCAGGUCCACGCUCGACCUGUCAACAGCUCCAUCCGGGACUAUCGGCUCGUCAGCGAAGAACAUCCUCCGUGGUCGCACGAUUUUUCCUAUCAAGUCAGUUUGGAUAGCGUGAAGAGUGCGGUGGGUUCCAGGAGUCUGGCCGGCUGGGUGGUCCGCGUGACUACGGCAGUGCACAGUUACUUUAUGGGUGAAACGCGUCGUGGCUUUAUCGAGACUCGCAUCAUCCGCGCUCAAUUGAAAUUCCGUUUUGCCGGAAUGAAAACGGCCGUUUUCAAACCUGGAAUGCCGUUCGAAGGGCAUGUCUACGUCAUGUACGACGACAAUCAGGCCCUGUCGCCUGAGAAGCUGGCCGCGGCCAGCAUCGUCCUCAGGCCGUCCGUCACAAACACCAAUGGGCAAUUGAAGAAUUUGCCCGAGAUUGUCGUCCCGGCUACAGGUGAAUAUGUGAGCGACGGGCGUGCUAAGAAAAACAAGUUGGCCAAUGAAUUCACGCACUGGAUGGAUCGACAAGCGGAAGAUGCUGAAUUCCGCCAGUUUCGACGUACUGGCGUCUACCACUAUCGCUUUACGGUGCCGAGAGAUGCCAAAACGUUGCGAAUAACGGCGACUUACAAGGAUGGAGAAGGCGAUAAAGUCAGUGCUGAAAUGCGGGCCGUUGCUUUCUAUUCGGCCAACGACAUGUACGUCCACGUGGCGACGAGCACGGAGCAAGGCCGGCUGGGCGAAAAUGCCGUCAUUCAUUUGCGCAGCAAUUUUGGGUUGCAGGUCUACAGUUACGUCGUGGUUUCUAAGGGGCUCGUUGUUUACGGCGCGACGGAAUCCCAUCCGCAUCCGACCAAAUUGUUGACUUUCUCCGUCCCCGUUUCUUCGGAAAUGGCGCCCACUUUCAAAUUGGUGGCCAUGGUUGUGAGUCCGGCUGGCGAAUUGUUGGCCGACUCUGUAACUAUUCCCGUCCACAGUUUCAAUCGUUUCACGGUGAACGUGACGGCGGUGCAAGCGAGGGACCAUUCGAAGGAGACGGUCCAGUUGGUGACGCGGACACGUCCAGGAGCUUUUGUUGGGGUGUCGCUCCUGCGCUCCAUCAACUACAUCUUCCAGGCGGACAAUGCGCUGACGCCCAGUCGCAUCUUGAAGGCGCUUUAUAAACUGGAACCGUUCACAAAGUCGGUGCACGAAGUGACGUGGACGGAUCGUGAGGGGUUGAAAGCUGAUCGAACGGAAUAUUUCAAAGGGGCUAAUCCAGGAGCCGAUACGAAACGGACGAUGAAUCACGCCGGACUUUUGGUUUUCACCGAUGCCGUUGUCGGUCAAUACCCCGAAACCGUUCAUUGUGACAAAACCAACGGCUACGAUUCGUGCAUGGCUGUCGGAUGUUUCCACAAGGAUCAGCGAUGUGAUGGCAAAUCGGAUUGCACCGAUGGAUCCGACGAGGACGACUGUCCUUCGAUGCAAGAUGACAAGAUGGCCUUCCGCAUCUAUCGCCGUAGUCGUCAUCACGAUUUCUACGAUUGGUUGGAUGGAGACUGGGCCUGGUACGAUAUCCCGACGACAGAUGACGGUAUCGAAUUUCACGACCGGGGCAUAGCUGCGACGGAUGAAACGUGGUACAUCAACGCUUUCAGUUUUCAUCCUGAAUUGGGUUUCUCCAUGCUGGACGAAGACGUUGUGUACGACGGAUCGCCUCCGUUUUAUUUUUCGGUCGAGUCCCCCAGCGCCAUCCGGCGGGGAGAAACUCUGGGCGUCCGGUUGAUGGCCAUCAACAACCUGAACGAAGAGGUGAUGGCGCUGAUUGUUUUGGAGGCAUCCGACGAGUACAAGUUUGUCCAAACGGAUGAAGAUGGUGAAGUGGAACAUUAUCGUCCGCAACUAGUCGGUGGGGAACGUCAUCACAUGGUCGCUGUUAGGGCUCAGUCCAUGUGGGAAGUGUACAUACCUAUCGCCCCUCAGGUGGAACAAGGUGCCAUUGUUAUUAAAAUUCAAACCGUCAGUCAAAUAAGGAGGCAGACGUUCAACAUCGAACUUGAUGUUUUGCCAGAGGGGGCAACUGUAACUAGACAUACAUCGCUGCUCCUGGACUUGAAAAAUCGAGCCCACAUUCUACGAUUUUUAGAUAUCCCUGUGGAAGAGUCACCCAUCAUUCCGUACUCCAAAUUCCGACGAUACGUUUUCGGAAGUCCUAGAGCAACCCUCACUUUGUGUGGCGAUGUGUUUGGCCCAGUGUUUCCGUCCAGGCCCAUCUCGACCGACUCGUUGCUGAGCCGAUCUCUUCGUGGAACGAAGGCGAAUUUAUUCAAUUUGGCCACGACCAUGUGGAGUCUGCAUUACCUGAGGCUGACCAACCAACUCGGUUCGGAUGUCUUGUACAGCGGGUUGAACGCCAUGAACGUGCAAAUGGCCGAGUUGCUGCGUCUCUACAACUUCGAUGGAUCUUUCUCUGCGCAAAAGACAUCCGAUCCCAGUAUGUGGGUGACGGCUUGGGUGAUACGUGUGUUGGGCCAGUCGCAAUUUCAAGACUGGGAGAAUCAUUACUACGUUGAUCAACGUUUAUUGGCCAGCUCCGUCCAGUGGAUUUUGAAAAAUCAAAAACGGGACGGUACAUUCGAAGAGCCUGAAGAUUAUCCGUUUCCUCUUGAAUUACCGAGGGCGUAUGGCAAUUCGAGUAGCAAAAUUGCACUCACCGCUCACGUGCUGAUUGGUUUGAAGCAAUGCAGCGAAAGUCUAGAAGGCUCUUUGAAAGUGAAAACAGCCACAGCUAAAACUCGUUCAGUCAAUUAUUUAGAACGAGUCGUUACACAUUUGACGGAUCCUUACGAUGUCGCCAUUGUGACGUACGCGUUGACGAUAACCAACAGUCCGGCGAAAGAAGCCGCUUUUAAUGAGAUGCACAAUUUGAGACGAGAGAACGAGGGUAUGGUUUACUGGUCGAGAGAUCCUGUUCCAUCCAACCAAAUCGUCUAUGAAAAUCAAAGGCCUUUCCUCCAGCCUCGUUUGCCAAUGCAUCAAGACGCCGUGGCUGUUGAGGCCACAUCCUACGCUCUGCUCGUCUAUUUAGCUCGUGAUGGCAUCGGUGAUUUGCAGGAGAGGGUCGUCAGUUGGCUCAACACGAUGCGGAUGGUGGACGGUGGUUUCGUCUCCAUCUACGACAGCAUAGUGGCAAUGGAAGCUCUCACGGAAUACGCGUAUCGAGCGCGUUUACGUGACAUCACCGAUAUGACCAUCGUAGUGGAAGCAUCCGCCUCGAGAAUGGGGAAAACUGUGCGCAUCAACAGCGACACGCUCGCCAAAGUUCAUCGAAUGGAUAUUCCCAACGUGUGGGGCCAUGUGAACGUCAUCGGUCGUGGUGCUGGCCAGGCCGUUUUGCAACUCAAAGUGCAGUACGGUAUCGAUUGGGAGGAGCUCAACGAUACGCCGAAACGUCGCUUUUUCGAUUUGCAUGUCGAUGAAACGUACAGCCAUUUCCGCAACAAAUCUCACGUCACAAUCGAAGCUUGCGUCAGAUGGUUGGCACUGGACAUUGGGCAGACAAGUGGUCCAGCAACAUUAGAAGUCGAAACGCCAUCUGGUUACGGGUUUGUCCAGUCCGAUGCUAAUGAGAUGGUCGUUAGAAACAACUACACGUUUAUUCGCGACGUCUUUAUAGGUCGCAGCAAAAUAAUGUGGAUGUUUGAUCGGGUUGGCCAGGAGCGUCUUUGCAUAAAAUUUACUGUCCAUCGCUGGUUUCCCGUUGCCAACCUGACUUUGUAUCGUGAGGCUGUCGUCUACGAGUCCCACAAACCCGAAAAUUUUGAAAUGUUCAUUUUUAAUUCUACGCCACUCUACGUGCUGGACAUUUGCGAAGUGUGCGGCAGUUUUCAAUGCCCUUACUGUCCUUAUUACAGCGCUGCACCACCAGUCACGGCCAAAUUCGCUGCGUUCAACGUCAUCGUUUCACUCGCGGUCUCCGUUUACUUUCACCGCCUUCGGUUACCGUUACAUUUGUGAUGAUUUGCCAAAUUUAUUGCUGCCUAAUUUGCAAUUUUGUUUCUAAACGCUUGAUGAAUGUUGUUUUUAGAUUUUUAUCGAUGGAGCAUCUGAUCCUUCUUUCGUUUUGGAAUGGGGGAGAUGGGUGACUUUAAUUGUGUAAAUAUGCUAAUUUGUUUUGCAAUUUCCUUUUUUUUUAAAAUCAUCACAGAAAAUAGGAAACUGAAGAAUUGAAAUAAAAAAAUCGUAUUUCAGUAAGAAAA
This is a messenger RNA of Daphnia magna, 5444 nucleotides long. Its product is annotated as CD109 antigen. The record is from RefSeq and is a predicted model, not a curated record. Gene Ontology annotation, cellular component: extracellular region. NCBI's taxonomy places the organism in Eukaryota, Metazoa, Arthropoda, Branchiopoda, Diplostraca, Daphniidae. Gene Ontology annotation, molecular function: protein binding; endopeptidase inhibitor activity.